Messenger RNA from Coregonus clupeaformis (lake whitefish), 2374 nucleotides. RefSeq lists its product as uncharacterized. The record is from RefSeq and is a predicted model, not a curated record. NCBI's taxonomy places the organism in Eukaryota, Metazoa, Chordata, Actinopteri, Salmoniformes, Salmonidae. The transcript is spliced from 2 exons. Bases 439 to 1578 code for a protein of 379 amino acids.
GAAGUCAGACUCUCCUAUGCAGAGUUUUGCAAAAAGCGACCCUUUUGGAUUGUUAAACCAACGAUCAAAGACAGAGACACAUGUCUGUGUAAGCUACACUCAAACAUACAGUUCAUGGCAAACAAACUGUUCUUUCACAAAGUCAUUAAAACGUCCAAAGUCACCGAUCUCAUGUAUUCAGUUACAUGCAAAAAUGUGACAAAAGAAUGCAUGUACAGGGAGUGUCUGGAUUGUAAAGAUCAUGAACUCCAAACCUCUGCCUUCGAUGCUGGGGAGCAAACCUGGUGGUUUGAAUGGAGAAGCUCUGUGGAGGACAGAGAAAAAAAGAAAAAAGACGGCUCCAAAGAAAUGAUUAAAGUUCACCACACAACGAAGGAAAAAGUAUAUGGGACUUUGAAGACACUUUUGGAUGACUUUUCUGACUAACUGAAAAAAAAGAUGGGAAAGCACAUUCACAACAUAAAACACCAAUAUCUGUCUUUGAGAGCACUAAAAGAAAAGAUUGACGAAGACAGUAUUGUUCUACAAAUUGACUUCGCAGAAAAUUACAUGUGCAAAUUUUCCAAUGAAAUCCAAGCGGUCCAUUUUGGCGAUUCCCACCAGCCGGUAAGCCUCCAUACUGGUGUGGCUCACACGAAGAAUGGUGUUGUGUCUGUUUGCACCAUUAGUUCCUCAAUGCGCCAUGACCCAUCUGCAAUCUGGGCUCACCUCAAAAAAGUGCUUCCCUACCUCAAACAACAAAACACAGCUGCAACCACCCUGCAUGUCAUAAGUGAUGGCCCAACCACUCAGUAUAGGUCAAAAAAGAACUUUUUUUUCCUGAGCAAAGUACCAUAUGAGCUAGGAUUCAAAAAGGUGACCUGGAAUUUUCUGGAGGCCGGACAUGGGAAGGGCCCAGCUGAUGGAAUUGGUGCGGCUGUUAAGCGCCAAGCAGACUCGCUUGUGGCCAAGGGCAUUGACCUUCCAACUGGAAAAGUAUUGUAUGAACAACUGCUUAACCAGCCAUCAACUGUCAAGUUAAUGUACAUCACUGAGGGGGAAAUUGAAGAGAUGGAUAGUCUCCUUCCUGAUGACCUGCUGACCAUCAAAGGAACCAUGCAGAUACAUCAGAUUGUCUCUACAAGACCGGAGGAGAUUUCUUGGCGAGUUCUCAGCUGCUUUUGUGCAGAUCCCCAUCCUUGCCAGUGUUUUGGUCUCAAAAAAGUCAACAUACUGGGAGCACAGAACAUGGAGACUGCAUUGGGAUCACCAAGUUCAAGCACACUUACCAGCACAUCUCAACCCAUCAUAGACCUGCAUGAGGGACUGAUUGGAAGUUGGUGUGUGGUACGGUAUGAUGGGGAUCCUUACCCUGGCAUUAUACAGGAUGUGGACCCUGAGGGUUGUGCUCUGGUGAGAACCAUGAGUCAUAUUGGCAAAAACAAGUUCUUCUGGCCUAUGAGAGACGAUGUUAUUUGGUACCGGCCAGAAGAUGUGAUCAGGCUGGUCCCAGAGCCUCAACCAGUAACAAAGAGGCAUGUGAUGGUGGAGCCAACAGUUUGGAAAGAAAUAUGCUCUGUUCUUGACCAUGAAACAUAACUGAACCUCUGGCCCAUAUGCAAGUUUGACAGAUACAGUAUUUAGCAAAUACAAUGUCUAUUUAGUCAGAUUCAACUUGUUAUUCCACAUGAUUACGUUUGACAGUACAUGGAUUUACAAUAUAACACACAUGACAGUAAUGUUUAAGUACAGAGUGUUUGCUCUGGUUCAGCAUAGGCAUAUAAGUUUUCAAUUUCAAAAUAUAUUGCCUAUUUUAUCUGUUAUUCAACUGGUUAUAUUAAGGUUAUGUUAAGGUAAUGAUGACAUAAAGGGUUUGCUCUAGUUUGUACUAGUUUGCUCUAGUUCAGCAUGUAGAAAACAGUGAAGAAAUGAUUUGCUGAUUUUUAACACAAAUUCAUGUUUUUUCAUUUUUUGGAUUGUUUUUAAUUUAAAAAUAUUGGUGAUAUGUUUUGUUCACAAAUGCUGUUGCUUAUUGAUUUGCUCUGGUUCACCACAUAGAGCAGUAGAAAAAUUGUUUUUAAUUGGAAGUUGCCUAUCUGUCAUUUCCGCCACACACUGUCUCUUCCGCCACGCCAUGUCAUUUCCACCACAACACAUAUUUUAAAGUAAAACAUAUAAAAAACAUACAAUCAAACCAACUAUAUUCAGUGGUGUUGAUAAUUGUGCAGUUAGGGCUAAGAUUUGUGUAUACACUUUGAGAAAUAUAUGAUUUUGAGCUAUGAUAAGAAAAUGAAAUGUUCCAUUGACCUAGUUUUAGGUGUUUUUUAGUGUAAACAUUGUAAAAUCUUUACAGUUACAUUUCUGAAAAAAAUAAUAAAUUACAAAUUUGAACAGA